Molecule: messenger RNA, 2452 nt
Organism: Gasterosteus aculeatus aculeatus (three-spined stickleback)
Lineage: Eukaryota; Metazoa; Chordata; Actinopteri; Perciformes; Gasterosteidae
Gene: mep1a.2
Product: meprin A, alpha (PABA peptide hydrolase), tandem duplicate 2
Biological process (GO): proteolysis
Cellular component (GO): membrane
Molecular function (GO): protein binding; metalloendopeptidase activity; zinc ion binding
Source: RefSeq, a predicted model, not a curated record
CGCCGUCUUCAUGUAGUUUCAGAGAAACAGCUUUGUGUCCGGAUCGCGCCAUGGGCUCCAGGGACAGCUUGAGCCAAAUCGCAGCGCUGGUUGGCGUCUUGGUGGCUUUGACGGUGCAAGCUGUUCCCACAGGUGAUUACGCAGAUGCUGGGGAACUGAGGGACGACAUACUUGAGAUCAACAGAGGGUUAAACCAGCUGUUUGAGGGAGACAUCGCCAUUGAUUCCAGCAGGAAUGCAAUCCUUGACCAAAAACGGAGAUGGAAGUUUCCCAUUCCCUACAUCUUAACCGAUUCUCUAGAGCUGAAUGCUAAAGGUGUGAUCCUCCAGGCUUUUGAGGAAUAUCGUUUGAGAUCCUGUGUGGACUUCAAGCCCUAUGAAGGAGAGAGCAGCUACGUCUCCUUCACCAAGCUGUCCGGAUGCUGGUCGUAUGUUGGGGAUGACAGAACAGGCCAGAAUGUGUCAAUCGGCGCCGGGUGUGACACCAAGGCCAUUGUGCAGCACGAGCUCCUCCAUGCGCUGGGCUUUUACCACGAGCAGUCUCGCUCGGACAGAGACAACUAUGUCAAAAUAUGGUGGGACCAGAUUGAAGAAGGGAAGAAGCACAAUUUCAACAAGUAUGAGGACGACUUCAUCACAGAUCUGAACACGCCAUAUGAUUACGAGUCCAUCAUGCACUACAGGCCGCUGUCCUUCAACAAGAACGACAGCAUCCCCACGAUUACCACCAGCAUACCCUAUUUCAAUGAGGUCAUAGGCCAGCGUCUGGACUUCAGCGCUGUAGACGUCAGCAGGCUCAACCGCAUGUACGACUGUGCCAACACACUCACUCUGUUGGACCAGUGCUCCUUUGAGCUGAAUAACAUCUGUGGAAUGAUCCAGAACGAGGAGGACAACGCCGAUUGGGUCCAGACGUUGAGCAGUCCUGCUGAUACCGACCACACCAUGGCAGGGCUCUGCAGAGACUCUGGCUACUUCAUGAAGUUUGAUACAUCUUCCGGCCCAGUGGGAAGCAGCGCCUUGCUGGAAUCACGUAUCCUUUACCCCAAGAGAGACGAGCAGUGCCUGCAGUUCUUCUACAAGAUGACCGGAGCAGCAGGGGACAAACUGGUGAUUUGGAUCAGGACUGACGACGGGACCGGGACUGUACGCAGCAUCAGGAAGAUCCACACCAUAACAGGAAGUGGGGACGCUGCCUGGAAAAUGGCCUAUGUGACUCUCAAGGUGUCUGGGAAAUUCCGCUAUUUCUUCCAAGGCGUCAGAGGAUCGUCCGGCUCCUCGGGUGCCGUCUCAAUCGAUGACAUCACCCUUACUGAGACCAUUUGCCCCAGCUCCGUUUGGCAAAUCCACAACUUCACCGGCAUUCUUGCAAGUACUCCUCCUGGCGGCUUGUUGAAAAGCAAGUGCUUCUUCAACUCGGAGGGCCACUCAUUCGGUAUCAGUGUUUACCCUAAUGGAAGAGAGAGUGGCUACCCAGACUAUGUUGGGAUAGCGUUGCACCUCUGCAGUGGGGAAAAUGAUGCGGUGGUGCAGUGGCCAGUGAAAAACAGGCAGGCAACCAUCGUUGCCGUGGACCAGGACCCUGAUGUGAAGCUGAGAAUGUCUUCCACGAGAAGCUUCACCACAGACACUGAUCCUCGUUGGAACAGACCAACUGCUGCUUCAGGUGCAGAGUGGGAUGUCGGCUGCCAGUGCUUCCGCAGGAAAGACUUUGGAUGGAGCACUUUCAUUUCCCACAAGCACUUGCACAGCAGGAGCUUCCUCAAAGAAAAUGACUUCAUCAUCACUGUCAACUUCAAUGAUUUGACCCACCUGAUCCAGACCGAGGUGGACGUCGAACCAGCGUCACCGGGCAGUGACGUCCCGAACGAGGAGCCAAUCAGCGAGGUGGAAAUGAGACCGGAGGUUUCAAAACACAGAGAAGCCCGAGCUGCCGAUCCCUGUCGUCCCAACCCUUGUUCCAACGGAGGCGUGUGUGUGGAGCGUGACGGGAGAGUCUCAUGCAGGUGUGCAUCAACCCAGACCACCAUCUACACUGGGAAGAGGUGUGAGGAGGUGAGCGUGCACAUCGGAGUGGUGGGAGCUCUGAUUGCUGGCGCUGCAGGGACUGUGAUUCUCACACUGGCCAUCUUCACCGUCCUCAGAGGAGCAAGGUGUCUUCUGCAUUCAUUCGGCAGUGCAAUCACAGAAGAAAAUGUCGGCAUCCUUUUAUGAGUUAUUCAUCUUGGACACUAAUUCCAUUCUAAGCCCCAUAUCAUGUUGCUGCAUGAAAAUAAUCGUUUGAAAUCAAUUCCCAACCUUGUAGCAGGGCAUGAGUUGGUUUGACUUAUAUAUUAAAAAGAAUCAAUGUGGUUUUAAUAAAUUGUGUUAUGAAAAAUGUCUAGUUAAUAUUGAAACGUCUUAAUCCUGCAUAGUAUGAUGAACAAUAAAAGACUUUAUAUUCUUUGUCUUUA